AUGUCGAAGAAGACCGCAGUGGGCAUCGAUUUGGGCACCACUUACUCCUGCGUCGGAGUGUGGAAGAAUGAUGGCGUCGAGAUUAUCGCUAACGAUCAGGGGAAUCGCACGACUCCGUCAUACGUCGCCUUCACAGACUCCGAGCGCCUGAUCGGGGACGCGGCCAAGAACCAGGUGGCCCGCAACCCAGAGAACACGUGCAACGAUGCCGUCGUGACUGUCCCAGCCUAUUUCAACGACUCCCAGCGCCAAGCUACGAAGGAUGCUGGGACUAUCUCUGGUAUGAACGUCCUUCGAAUUAUCAACGAGCCCACCGCGGCGGCGAUCGCGUACGGCCUGGACAAGAAGGGCAGCGGCGAGAAGAACAUCCUUAUCUACGACAUGGGUGGAGGCACCUUCGACGUGUCUCUGCUGACAAUCGAGGACGGUAUCUUCGAGGUGAAGGCCACAGCUGGAGACACACACUUGGGGGGCGAAGAUUUUGACAACCGCAUCGUGGACUUCUGCAUGCAGGACUUCAAGCGCAAGAACAGGGGCAAGGACCUCGCAGGCAACAAUCGCGCUAUCCGCCGCUUGCGGACACAGUGCGAGCGCGCCAAGAGGACCCUUUCCUCGUCCACGCAGGCCACGAUCGAGAUUGACUCGCUCUUCGAUGGUAUCGACUUCUCCUGCUCGCUGUCCCGCGCCCGAUUUGAGGAGCUCAACAUGGAUUACUUCCGCAAUUCCAUGGGCCCCGUCGAGAAGUGCUUGCGCGACAGCGGCAUCGAUAAGCGGAACGUGCACGAGGUCGUUUUGGUUGGUGGUUCCACCCGCAUUCCAAAGGUGCAGGCCAUGAUCCAGGAGUUCUUCAACGGCAAGGAGCCUAACAGGUCUAUCAACCCAGAUGAGGCCGUGGCAUUCGGCGCCGCUGUGCAAGCUGCCAUCCUCACGGGCGAGGGCUCCUCGCAAGUUCAGGAUCUUCUGUUGCUCGACGUGACUCCGCUGUCGAUGGGCCUGGAGACCGCCGGCGGUGUGAUGACCAAGCUGAUCGAGCGGAACACCACGAUCCCCACCAAGAAGGGCCAAACGUUCACCACCUACGCCGAUAAUCAGCCGGGGGUGCUCAUCCAGGUGUUCGAGGGCGAGCGCGCAAUGACCAAGGACAACAACCUGCUGGGCAAGUUCCACCUCGAUGGCAUCCCGCCCGCCCCACGCGGCGUGCCGCAGAUCGAGGUGACGUUCGACAUCGACGCGAACGGCAUCUUGAACGUGAGCGCGCAGGACAAGUCCACUGGUAAGUCGAACCAGAUUACCAUCACGAACGAGAAGGGGCGGCUGUCCCAGGCGGAGAUCGACCGGAUGGUGCAGGAGGCGGAGAAGUAUCGCGCCGAGGACGAGACGGCCAAGCUCAAGAUCGAGGCGAAGAACGGGCUCGAGAAUUAUUGCUUCACCAUGCGCAACACCCUGCAGGAGGAGAAGCUCAAGGAGAAGUUUGAGGACGGAGACAAGGAGAAGAUCGAGAAGGCGGUGCAGGAUGCCCUUGACUGGCUUGACAAGAACCAGCUGGCCGAGAAGGAUGAGUUCGAGGCUAAGCAGAAGGAGCUGGAGGGCAUCGUCAACCCCAUCAUGAUGAAGGUGUACCAGGCCGCCGGCGGCGGCGAAAUGCCGGAGGGUGGCAUGCCGGGCGGCGGUGGGAAUGCACCCGGCGGCGGUGCGGGGCCCACCGUGGAGGAGGUGGACUAGCUAGCCCGUCCGUGCACCGCCCAUUUUCGACGCAGGUGGGGGGAGGAGGAUAUUUCCGUGCGGAGGUGGUGGGGCGGAGGGGGAGAAGGCUGAGGACGGCGUGCCUUGGCGCAGGCGCGGCGCGAGCGCCCACCCCGGUCUUCGAGCGCAGACUGGGAUGCGCCGUGCAUCUUUUUGGUCGACCUGCUUGGCGCCUUCGGCUGCGGAGCAGGGUCGACCCCGCCUCGGCCGCGAGCUGCCAGUUGGCCUUCCGACCGGCCAGCAGGGCUCGGCGCGUGUGCGGGGGGCCGCGGGCCACAGACUCGCAGACCGCAGGCUUCGCCCUGCGGUGGCGCGAGCGUUGCCGGGGAGAGAUCGCAACAAGUUUAUACACAUCACUUGUCGCCAUCACCUGCGCGUGGCGCAGAUAUCAACAAUGUGCCGAACCUAUUGAGGCGCCUCCCUUGGACCUGGCAAGAUGACCAUUGACGAGACUCGGUUACCGAAGACGCCCGCGGGGAGUCACCGCCACC
This is a messenger RNA of Prorocentrum cordatum, 2234 nucleotides long. The record is from the annotation of a GenBank genome assembly. Lineage: Eukaryota; Dinophyceae; Prorocentrales; Prorocentraceae.